ACCCACAACACCUCACAACAUCUUAAAAAAAGGUUUUCUUAUUUUGUAUUUCUAGAGAAGAAGAAGAAGAAGCUCAAUCCAUGCUCUGUGGCUCAAUCAGCUCGCUCAAUACUUUUAUAAUAUCUUUGGUGGUACACUUGUGACGUCUUGUUGCUACGGCAACCGGUUCGGCAACCAUGGAAACUAAAAACAAACAAACAUUAUCUGUCAAAAAUCUUAGACUGAAAUCUAAAAGAAUGUUUUAACAAAUCAACAAAUACCUAAUAUUGUGAUUAAUAUCAUUACUUUGCUGUUCUGGUAAAACACAUACACCCGGACAUCUAACUUUAAGUAUAAUAACUUGCUGAAAUUAACAUAAAUUAAAAUAUAAAUCAUGACGCUUUACAUUGAUACAAAAUUGAAUUUCACCGAUGUGAAUAUGGUUUCCACUGUUGGAUCCUGGCAUCCAUCAUUACCAUUGCUAGCUGUUGGAUCCUACAACCAAGAAAAGGGUGGUUUUGUUACAAUCUUCCAAGAAAAUGGAUUAGCAUUAGAAGGCUGCGAAUGGCCGAUACUCUUGUCUAAUCAAGUGACAGCACUGGCGUGGCAUCCUACGAGACGCUUGUUAGUAGUGGGUUGGGACGGUGGAGAGCUCUAUAUUUGGUUGGAGUACUCAUGGGCUCGUCUUGAAGCACCCCACAAUGCUGCACUGACUACCAUCGCCUUCAGCCAUGGCGGCGGAAGGCUCCUGGCGUCGGAUGCUGCUGGAUCCUUAUCUGGAUGGCAAUCAGGUUCUGGUGCACCACUUACCUCCUUUCAUCACCAACUUGGAGAUGUUAUAACUCAUGUAACAUACUGUUCUCCUCGUCCCUCAUGUGAAUCUUCAAUAAGAGGUUUAGCUAGAGCAGCUGUUGCUGGAGAUGAAAAUGCUUUAGAUGCAUUAGCUGCAUGGCGUCCAAGAACUACGGCCCGAAUGAGAGAAGGCACCCAGCCUGAUAACCAUGCGUGCUAUGCUGCUCAAGACAAUGGGGUAAUUUUAUACAUUGAUCAUACUGGAGCAUGCUCUGAAGUUCUGAAUGCCCCAGGCAACAUAAUAUUCAUGGGUAUAAUAAGUAAUAUUUACCUACUCAUUGCAUGGGAGUCUGGAGGUGCUCUUAGUUUGACAAGGUUCAUAACAGCUGAUGAUGGAUCACUGACAACCGAUACACAUGUAAGAUUGGCAGCCAGGAAUGGUCAAAGUAUAGUACUUGCUGGGAACUUUUAUGUAGCUGUCAUAACUGGAGACAACUUAAUCAGAAUUUGGGAUAGUGAAACUGGGGACAAUGAUGUCUUGCCCAAUGAAAAAGAAGAAAUUGCUGCAGGUGACAUUUUCACCAGUAUAAGUUAUUGCAACUUGAGUGACACUCUGUGCUGUGGAACAUCCCAGGGUAAUUUAUAUCUGUGGCGCAGGGACCAUAGAAAUCAGUGGAAACUUAUUAGUAGUACAGCUGUUAAGGGUACAGUGAAAGAAGUCAGCUGGGGCUCUGAAGGCCUAAUGAACCCCCUUUUGCAUGUUAACUGUAUCACAAGCGCAUUUAUUCUUAGGGAACAACCAGUAUGUUGGGGUUAUUCUCCCAACGUUUGGAUGGUUCAGAGAUCUGCUGUUGAAAUAGCAGUUACAAAUAAAAAUAACUUGAUGUCAACUAUUGAUACUACAAUCACCAUUAAAGCAUUUGCUUUUAAGGAUCAAUAUGUAGCAUUAGGAGAUGGAAAAGAUGUACAGAUUUGGAUGUGCAGCAAAGAGAGUGAUGUGAAAUUUUCCCUGAUUCGAACUUUCCCAUGGAAAACAGAUGUUCUCAUCAUUCAUAAUGAUGUAUUGGUUGGCUUGGUAAAUCCACACAUUGAAUGUUACACAAUAACUGGUAACAGUUUAGGUAUUCUGCCAAGUACAGAAGGUGAAGGUGAACCGAUUGGCAUCACAAAUACAAACAAAUUCAUAACAGUUGCAACAAUGGAUGGAACACUUAAAUUAGUUGAAAUAACUAAAAAGGGUCUCAGAAUGCCCUUUCCCCCUAAAAACUGUUACCAAAUGAUUGAAGAUUUUGGGGAAGUUAUGAGAGCAUCAGUAAAUUCUGUUGGCAGAUAUAUUUGUUUGAGCAUUGCUAAUGCAGGUUUAGCACCCGACCCUAGGUUAUACCUUUGGGAUGUCGCCAAUGAUAGUGUCACAAGUAUGCAUCUUGAUGAAACUGCAACUCCACCAUACCAGAGUGUUCCAAUAGCAAUCAUUUGGGAUCACAAUGAUCCUAGAAUAUUAGCUGUUCAUAUGAGAUCAGCAGAUGUAGACAGCAUUCACUUGUUUUUUUGUCAUGAAGGAAAACUUUAUGAAUACAAAAACUGGUGUUCCUCAUCUGAAGAUUACUUCCUUACUGAUUUUAUGCUGUGUUCUCUGUACACACCUCAUGUUGUUAUUUUAGCGCAACAGAGCUUGAAGAAGAUAAUAAUGAAUGAAUUUUCUGAUUUUAGUGAUCCUGACCCAAGUAUUUUGCGUCAGAUAUUAGAUUUCUUGUACUACAUGACUACAGAGCAUUUAGAAAAAGCAGUUGUUGUUGGCACAAGUAUAUCUGGUGGCAAAAGUUCUAUUAUUUGGGACAGCUUGGCUAAAGUGUGUGUUUAUUGUAAGCGACCUGAAGUAGGCGCAGUAUGCCUGGGAAAAAUGGGGAAUAUAAAAGGUGCGCUCAUGAUGCGCAAAGUUAUGAAUGAUAAUAGCAUAGAUGAUGUAUGUAAAGUCGGAGUUCUUGCGGUAAACCUUGGUAUGACAGAAGAAGCUGAGAAGCUUUUUCGUGCAGCUCAGAGACCUGAUUUGGUCACUCGGCUUAUAUCAGCUAAGGAGGGUGGUCUCAAUGAAAUAAGUAAUGGCGAUAAUGAAGGAGAAAAUGUAUUGCUUGUAAAGAGUGCUCAGCAUAAGCUUGCUAAAGUGUUAUGGGCCAAUGGGGAAACAAGUGCAGCAUUAAAAUUAUUUGAAAGUGCUGGCACUCUGGUACCUCAUGUGCCCAGGAUGCUGAUUGCCCAGGGUCAAGCACAGUUACUUGCACAGUAUGUUGUCAAUUCUAAUGAUGUGAGCCUUAUAACUUGGUGGGGGCAUUACCUUGAAAGCAUCGGUGAUUUAGAAGGCGCACUCGAGGCUUACGCUCGCGCUAACGAUCAUGGGGAACAGACUAGGUUGCUGUGCCACAUGGAGCGAAUUGACGAAGCCGAGAAGUUGUGCCAUAAGGACCCGGCUUCUAUGUACCAGAUGGCGCGGUAUUUAGAAAUGCAGGCUGACAAAACGGAGAGUGCGGUGAAGAUGUAUAUUAAAUGUGGUGCUGUCUCAUCGGCGAUUCGCGUCGCUGCCGAGGCUAGUGCGUGGAACCUCGUGUGGCGCGCUGGCUCGGCGUCUCAAGCGCACGCUCUGCACGCAGCGUCGAUCCUUGAAAACGCUGGACAAAAUGAGCAGGCAAUAGCUUUGUAUCAAAAAGCAGAAAAACCGCACUUAGCAUUGAAGUUAGCACUUCAGUGUGGAGAUACAAACGCUAUGAUCGCUGCAGUUGAAUCGCUCGGAAAUCGCGUCGACCCAGAACUCGCUCACACGUUGGCUGCUCACCUGAGAAAAGCAGACCACCAUUCGCAUGCGGCCGCGUUACUGGCGACAGCUGGCAAGUAUGAAGAAGCUCUAGACAUAGUGGAGCAGUCAUCAGCUCCCCUGUCAGAAGAGCUGAGCGAGCGACUGGCCGCGCCCGCCGGCACGAGCGGCCGCGACGCGCUGCUCCGGCGCCUGGCAGACGUGCUGGGCGGGCGGGGGCUCUACCACCAGGCGGCCAAGCGCCUCGCGCACACCGGGGACAAGGCAGGCGCCAUGCGAUGGCUGAUGCGUUCAGGAGACGCAGACCGCAUCGCGACAUUUGCAGCGGCGACUCGCGACCGCGCUGCACAGCUAAUGGCAGCUGACUACUUGCGCAGAAGAGCCGACUGGCGUUCGAGACCAGACCUGACCAGGCACAUCUUGCAUUUCUACACCAGAGCCAAGGCGUACGGAAAACUUGCCGCGUUCUACGCAGAAUGCGCUAAAGUCGAAGUUGAUGAAUAUGACAACUAUGAAAAGGCAUUAGAAGCAUUAAAAGAAGCAACAAGAUGUCUUGCGAAGUCUUCUGAUCCAGAAUCAGGAGCUCAAACAAUGGCCUUACAAGAGCAGAGCACUAUAGUAAAACGUUUCAUAGACGUCAAGAAAACUUUAGAAUCCGGUGAAGAGAAUGCAGGUGUAACAAGUGGUCAACAAUUGCUGCGAACUGUGAGUGGUCGUCCCGGACUUAUAACCGAAGAUAAAGUCAUCAAAUUGCUUCUCCAGUAUGCUCCAAACCAUCCUGAUGCAGCACAACUGGAUCAACAGUUACGGGGAAUGCAGAAAUCGUCUGAGGAUGACAACCAAUCAACAGAGUCACCUGAUCAAAGUAUCGAAGAAGUUAUUUAAAUUCUCAAGUGCUUGUAGAAUGU
Ostrinia furnacalis (Asian corn borer) is the source of this 4485-nucleotide messenger RNA. RefSeq names its product intraflagellar transport protein rempA (gene rempA). The transcript is spliced from 13 exons. The record is from RefSeq and is a predicted model, not a curated record. Gene Ontology annotation, molecular function: protein binding. NCBI's taxonomy places the organism in Eukaryota, Metazoa, Arthropoda, Insecta, Lepidoptera, Crambidae. Gene Ontology annotation, cellular component: ciliary basal body; intraciliary transport particle A; axoneme. Gene Ontology annotation, biological process: intraciliary retrograde transport. The coding region runs from base 374 to 4462 and encodes 1362 amino acids.